AUCUUAGGGAAGUUGGAGUUAAAGUAAAAGAAUUUCAUGGUCACUUUCAGUGUAUUGUUGGUAAUUACUCAGAUCUACAGUCACAAGAUUACCUGAGCUGAGCUGACCAGAGCAUUGCUGUCAUAGAAAGGGCUGACUAUAAUGUCAGCGUUCAGGUCAGUGGUUGGUGUGGCUGUGUUCCUUCUCCAACUCUGGGGCACAAACUCUUUCCCCACCUCCCAUGGCUGUCCUGUUCCCUGCCUGUGCCAGCGAGGUCCUCUCCUUAACUGUUCCUCUUUGGGCCUAACCAUGGCUCCAGCAAGCAUCCCAGCAACUGCAGUUUCCUUGAACAUAUCCGAUAAUGCCCUGCGUACAUUGAUUCCUCUCAGUUCUGGUCAUGUGAAGUUGAAGGGAUUCCUGCACCUCUGGGUGGGAAGUAAUGCUUUGAAGAGUCUGUCUCUUUUUUUGAGGAAGGAAUGGUCAGGCACUAGGACCCUGUCAAGUGGAGAAGGAAUGCAUGUCAUGGGCACCUGACCUUCAGUUACUGUCUGCUGAAAGAAACCAUUUAAAAAAUCUUCCAAGGGGACUGGGCUGCGUGAAGUCUCUAAAGAUUCUUCAGCUAUCUUAUAACCAGAUAUCUGAGCUAGUUCCUGCUGACCUCGCCAACUGCACUAAUCUGAAAGAGCUCCAUCUUCAGCAUAACCUCAUCAGAAGCAUUCACCCACAUGCCUUUAUAGACCUAAAACAGCUCCAGGUCCUUGAUCUGAGCUAUAACCUCCUGGCCACCAUACCUGUCCCUGCAUACCAGUCUCUGAGGAACCUGAAUGCCUUGGUGGAUGUCUCCUUUAACAAAUGGAUAUGUGAUUGCAACUUACAGACCUUGAGAAGAUGGAUAGUCUUUGAUACUGAAGUGGGUGAUGCUUCCUGGCAAGUGGUGUGUGCUUCUCCACCAGAACAUUCUGGAAAAGAUCUGAUUCAUCUGAAGGACUCGGAUCUCACUUGUCCAACACAUGACUACAGCACAUCUGCUCACUAUCAGAAUGUGAUUUUGGAUGAAGGGAUGCAGAUAUUAAUUUCUUGCUGUAAUGGCAGUCAAGAUUACAUGCAGUUUCAUUGGUGGACUCCGCACGGCCAAGUUACAGAUAAUCAGCCAGAGCUUCUCAUUAAGGACAUCACAGAGGAGUAUGCAGGACUUUACAUAUGUGUUUCGGGUCUCCAGUGGAAGCACAUCUCAGUUUUUUAUCUACAUGUCUACAAAAUAGGAAGUGAAUCAAGACAACGUAGGGAUGCACCAGCUAUCACAGAUGAUAGUACUAGGCAAGAUGGGAAUAUAAAUGUGCAAAGGAUUGAUGGUGUCGUACGGCAGGAGAAAUGGUCUGAGUCAGAUUUUGUCCUUGCUGUGUGCCUCUCUGUCAUCAUCACAUUCAUUGUAGCUUUUAUCAUUGGUGUUCUUUUGAGACCACUGCUGGACAAAUUAUGGAAAAGAAUACGACCCAAGAGGCAAUCUACUCCUCCAACAGCCUCGAGGACUUCUUCCACUGGACCCCAGAUAUAUGUGAAUGAGGGAUAUUCUGAUCAGAGUGACCAAGAACAAGAAGUGAGAGUCGGUUCGAGAGUUACAUUUGGUGGAAUCACAGAAGUGGAGGAACAAGGGAAUAAUGUGCCUUAUUAUGUCACUGUAGAAGAUAAUGGUCCAGAUGGUUCCUCUGAAAGCAACACUGAGGUUGAUCUUACAUAUGAGAACAUACAGAAAAAGAAUGGGAGACAGAAUUCUCCUGAGGUGGAGAAGCAUAGAGGAAGAGCAGACAGCAGUAGAAGUAGCGCACUGCAGGAGAGCAAAGUUAAUGCUUUAGUAAUUAAUACUAAGUCAUUGGCAUCCAGCUCAACAGAAGAGAGAACAAAUGCUCAAAAUACAGAUGUCAAGGACUUUAAGCCAAUUCCAGAUGCAGAUGACCUCGAAUUAAAGAGAAGAAGCAGUUCAUCAUCAUCACACAGUUCAGAAUCAUCACACUCAAGACAAAGCCAGGAGAUUAACUUUUCCGCUGAACAAAGCAUUGACCCUCCUACUGUCAAUUUAUCUGCAAUUGAAACAAACAAAAAGGCUAUAAUAUCAAGAUUUACAAAAGAGACCUUUUCAGACUGGUUAACCAGGCUGACAGAACAGAAUGUUGAUGAUUUGGAUCCAGAAUUGUGGAAUGACAGCGGAGAGAGCUUUUCUUUCAAUGAAGGGUCUGAAAGAUCAAGUAUUCAAGAUCUCUCCAGCUCUGUGUUAGUACAACCAUUGAAAGAUGAUAACACAUGGAGGCAACACAAACCCGAAUCACCCUCUGACAAAAUAUACUUAGAUAAAAAAUUUGGUAAAAACAUUUCUGUUGAAAGUGUACAGCAGUUUGAGCACGCUGACAUACUAAGCUCUAAUUCAAGUGAAUGUGGUGAUAGUGAAGGUGGACCAAACAAUUAUACAAUAAACUCAGUGUUGGAGGAAGAAUCAGAGAUCGUUAUUGAAUCAGAUACAGGAAAUGGUGCCAGCCUUGCCACUCUUAACAGAUUCAGUACUGUUGAAGAUAUCACUAGAAAUGAAAACUCACAACAGGGUGCUGGAAUUCUUAUCAAACAAGAGACCAUCACCUUGGACCCUUAUGACAUCCAUUUGACUUUUACUCAUGGAGACAGUGUUGAUGACAGGAUGCUUACUGAUGAAACAAAGAGCAAGAGUGAAGAUGUGAAUGAUUUCUAUGUGAACAUAUCAGGAAGAAAUCGCAGUCAUGAGGGCCUUCCACAAUACCUUGUCCAUCCGGUCUAUAGGACAAAACAAAAUAGACUGAAUAGAGCCCAUGAUACUGAUAGAUUAAGUACUGACAGUUCCAGUGAAGAUGAAGAGCAAUUUACAGAGUACCCAAGAAAAUUAGAUAUUAAAAUAGAACCUGGGAUAAAUACAGAAUCCAUCACAUCAAGCAAAAACGUAGACAACGUCCUCAACCUUGACUUUGACAACUCCUCUAGCAGCACAGAUGUAUUUGAGGAGAAACGUACCAAAGGUAAAACUGGUCUAAGAGCGUUAAGUGCUCUAUUAUUUAACAGACACGGAAAUGAAGCAAAUAACAGGAAUGUUCAACCACAAGUCCGAACUGGGUCAACAAAUAAUGUAGAUGUUGGAAGAACUGUAGGAUUUAUUGGUCCAACUUUCAACAGGCACACAAAGUUACCUGAGGAAAGGGUCCAACAAACUACUGAUGAGAACAGUUUAUUUGGCUGUAUUGGGCUGUCUUUUGAUCAGUUGCCAAGACCUAAAAAAUCCAUUUUGUUUGCAAUCUCUGAUUCUCAAUCACCAAACCAAUUAUCAUCUCUUCCCUCAAAAGAUACAGGAAAUGCACAAAAAGAAAAUGCAGAAUCUGAAUCCAGAAGAACAAGUCUUAACUCUUCAUCUGAGGAAAGUAGUCUCAAUGCAAAAAAUGAGGAGAACAUUUUAUUUGGACAGAGUUUAUCCCUUAAUCAACAACCAAAAGUGAAAAGGUACAUUCACUUCUCACAUUCUAAUCCUCAUCCUAAAGUCCAAUUGCCAUCUCCUCCACUAACCAAAAAGUUAGUUACACCUGACUUUAUAGUAAACAACGAGUCCAGGAGAUCCAGUUCUUCAUUGGAAGAUGACACCAAACAAACCACUGAAGUUGAAAAUUUCUUUGGGCAAGUGGAUGUUGCUUAUGAUGGAUUUCAGAAACUAAAAAGAUACAUUGAAUUCUCACACACUGAUCCUUAUUCCACAACACAGCCUUUGAACAAACAAAGUAUUUCACCUGUUUUGGCACAACUCGAAUCAAGUUCAAGAACGUCAUCUGAAGAUGAAGUCAAACCCACAUCUAAAGAAGACAAUUUCUUUGAGAAGAUAGAUGUAUCUCUUGAUAGAGUGCCAAAGGUGAAGAGACACAUUCAAUUUAAUCAGCCUGAAUCUUACUUUCCAACUUUAUCAUUUUCAACUCAUUCAACCAUGAAACUUGAGGUGGAGACAAGUUCAAGCACACCUAUCAGGUCUGAUGUCAAACCUGAUCCUAAGGACAACAAUUUCUUUGGGCAAAAAAGCAUGUAUCUUGAUAAAGUGCAGAAGGUUAAACGAUCAAUUCAGUUUACACAGUCCAAACCUCAUUGUCCAACUCUGCCAGCAUUUUCUUCUUCCUCAACAAAGAGGAUGACACAUGAGAUAACUGAAGAUAACACUGAUACAUCCCCUGUACAGGAAGAGGAGGAAGAAAACUUCUUCAGGGAAAUAGGGGUAUCUUCUAAUGGAGUUUCAAAUGUAAAAAGAUACAUCGCAUUUAAACAGUUUGAUCCUUCUUCCCCUAAAGCUGAGGCCACAUCUGAGGGAGAAAAACAUUCUAUGCAUUCCAGCACCUCUAAAGAUAAUGUCAGAUCUCAGAAUAAUGGUGAUACUUUCUUUGAUAAAAUUGGUGUAUCGUUUGACGGUGUACCAAAGGUAAAACAAUAUCUUCAGCUUAAGGGACCUGAACCUCAUCCACACCAAACUCAGUCCACAUCUCUUUCUUCAACCUCAGGGGUAGUUAUACCUGGGAUAGUGGGAACUGAGUUCAGGGGAACCAGUUCAUCGUUUGAGAAUCAUGGUAAUCCUACAGCAAAGGAAAAUGAGUUCUUUGGAGAACUAGGUAUCUCUCUUGAUAGAGUACCACAAAUAAAGAGAUUUCUUCAAUUUAAACAACCUAUUUCUCAUUUACCAGUUGUACCUCACACCACUUCUUCAAAUACACUACAUGGUAUACCUGAGGAGCAAAUUAAAACAGAAUCAACUAGACUGACCACUUCAUUUGAGGAUAAUGUCACAACUACUGAGAAAGACAAUUUCUUUGUCCAACUAGGAGUACCAAAAGUUGAUAGAGUACCAAAAUUUAAGAGAUAUAUUAAUUUCACACAGCCUGAAAGUGAAUCCCCUGCUCAGGCAACAAAUGUUCUUUCAUCUCAAAGAGUCAGCAUAUCUGGGGUAUCUAAAGAAACAAGGAGAUCAAGCAGUUCAUCUGAAGAUGAUGUUAAACCAUUUACUAAUAAUAGAAAUACCAUUGAAGAACCAGGUGAAUCUCUUGACAAAGUCCCAAAAGUAAAGAGAUACAUUAAGCUUAAACAAUUUGAAAAUGAUUCACCUGCGAUGUCAACAUUUACACCUUUAAGCAAGGUAAAACCCAUAAAGUUGACAGAAACAGAAUUGAGCAGAUCCAACACAAUAACUGAAGAUGAUGUACAACCAGCAAACAGGGAGAACCAAACAGAAUCAAGAAGAAUGAGCUCUUCAUCGGAGGAUGAUGCCACACUAACUGCUAAGCAAGACAAUUUCUUUGGGCAAACAGGAGCAUCUCUCAACAGAGUACCAAAAGUUAAAAAAUAUAUCCAUUUUACACCGACUGAACGCCAUUCCCCUGCUCAGUCAACAAGUGCUCUUUCAAAUAAAAAAGUCAGUAUAUCUGAAGAAGCUAGAGAAACAUGGAGAUACAGCACUUCAUCUGAUGAAGAUGUUAAACAAAGCAGUAAUGAUGACAAUUUCUUUAGAGGUGUAUCUCUUGACAAAAGCUCAAAGGUAAAGAGAUACGUUGCAUUCUCAAAGUCUGAAUCAUAUUCUCAAACUCAGUCACAAGCUGAAUCAACUCUUCAAACUCUGCAACAAUCUCAAAGGUUAAACACACAACAUCUUGGUCCAGUGGUAAAAACAGAACCUUGUUCCUUACCUGAACAUGAUGUUCAACCCAAAAAUUAUGAAAAUAAUUUCUAUGGACAGAUAGACACCUCUUUCAAUCAACUGCCGAAGGUAAAAAGAUUUGUUGAGUUCAAACAGCAUGAGCUUCACCUCCCAGUUAAGUCUUCAUUUAUGGAGGUAUCACCUGUCUUAAUGAAAAAAGGGUCUGCUUCAGUAAUAAAGACUGAAUCUGAAUCAUGGAGAUCUGAUUUUAGUUACAAAGACAACAUUAUAACAAGAGAGUCUAUAGACAGAUCGGUAGAACAGACUGGCCUAAAACCAGAAUUGAGGGAAUUGAUGUCCCAUCCACAAAAAACCCCACCUUCCCUUGAGCAGGAUGCCAGAGAGUAUCUGAGAGACAAUUCUCAAGUCCGUCAGAGGCAAGAACGGAGACGUUUACUCCAGCAAAGAAGAAAGGCAUUGGACCAAUUCGGCAUUGAUUCCCUAUCUUCUUUGACACAAGAGGGUGAAAAGAAGGACAGUAGCUCAUUUGUGGAUUAUGGAGGAGCAACAUCAUUCCACACAGAAAUCACUUACAGCAAUGUCUCUACAGGGAAUCCUGUAACAUCUAGACGCACAGAUGUAGCCGAAGUUCCAGGAUUACAGGGCCUUAAAAUGAGGAAUAUCUCACCAGUCAGUUCAAAGUCAGCAACUCCUAAUAAUAAAGAGUUUUUAAUUUAGAUCAAGAGGCAUAUGUUGACUUGUAAUUUUGUCAACGUUAUGAUCCUUUUCAAAUCUAGUCUUUGUAAGCUUGUGGAACUAAUGAGAGGUUACUGACAUAGUAUUGUAAAUACAAAUGUAAUAUAACUGUGAACAUAACCUAAAGUUAUCAUAUUAUGAGCUCAGUACUCUUUGAAUUAAGUAUUCAAAACGAAGUAUGAAUUUUUAUAAUAAGAAUGUGUUGUAUAAAAAUGUAAUCACUUUCUGUUGAUUUUAGCUGUAUGAAAUAGCAAAAAUAAAAAACCCAAAG
Xyrauchen texanus (razorback sucker) is the source of this 6680-nucleotide messenger RNA. RefSeq lists its product as uncharacterized. NCBI's taxonomy places the organism in Eukaryota, Metazoa, Chordata, Actinopteri, Cypriniformes, Catostomidae. Bases 497 to 6391 code for a protein of 1964 amino acids. Gene Ontology annotation, molecular function: protein binding. The transcript has 5 exons. The record is from RefSeq and is a predicted model, not a curated record.